UUCAAAAAGCUGACAACGGCCCUGCGGUGAGCGUUGCUGCUAGUACUCUACCCUGAGACUCACCAGACCACAACGAAAUGCCAACCACCGGUGAAACACAGCGUAAGUAAAGUUAACUGAGGGAAAAAAAGGAGCUUCUAACUAGGUUGAAGAACCGGUAGAGGCUGGAGUCGGGCAGAAAAUAGAGAAGAGACUAAAAAGCAAACAGAAAAGUCGUCGCGGAGGAGGCGUUCCGCGCUGUUGACCUGGCAACAAGGCUCUCCGGUUCUCCUUCAUCAAGCCUUCACCUGGUCUCACCUGAACCUGAACAGAAGCAUCAACAUGUCCCUGGACACUUACUCAGCGCUGGACGAGUCCUCCCUCCGAGCCCUGCUGGAUGGAACCGUGGAUCUGGAUGAGAGACGCCUCAUCCGCUCUGCCAUCCGGGAGUUGAGGAGGAGGGAGAUCGAGGACAUGGAGGCCGCUCUGGCCAGUAAGAGAUUUCGACCCACACGUCUGAAUCAGCAAGAGGACAAGGAGAACCACCACAGUUCAGAAUCCAGUGAGAAAUUGGACAUCCUUUCACAGAAACUGCAAUCGAUCCAGGACACUGAUGAGCUCUCUAAAAUGCUUCGCUCUGCCAGCGAGUAUGAGGAGAGGAAGAUCAUCAGAGCAGCUAUCCGACGAAUCAGAGAUGAGCAACUGCAGGGGUCCGUGGAGAAGGGUGUAGUGUCGGGUCGCUGCCUGGAGCGCGAGAGCGUAGAGACCCAGAACGGCAUGAGAACUGAGGAGACAGAGCGGGAGAGACACAGUGAGCUGGAGCGCAUCAGAUCUCCAAUCCAGGAGUUACGCAGCCAGCAGACGCAACCCAGCAGAGACCUGCAGAGGAGAGGCUCCAACUCAGACAUGGUGCUAGUUCUUGAUCACCUGGUAAAGGAGGAAACCUCCGAGCCGCUGUUGAUCCAGCCUCAGCGAGAAGCUGUGACCACAGAGACUGACCUGCUUCUGUCUCACCGUCAACGGUCAGACUCCACAGCUUCAGACCGCAGCGGGACCUCUGUGCUCUCCAGGUCCAAUCUGGAUUCUGUGACCUCAGACAAGAGCCUGGGCUCAAACUACCGAGCCCGGCUUGAUUCUGGAUCCUCAGAGAAGAGCCAGAGUUCCUCCCAGCGUGGCCGCCUAGACUCUGGUGCAUCAGAGAAAAGUAUCAGCUCUCUGUCUCACACCAGGCAGAGACUGGGCUCAGAUGUCUCCAAUUCAGGUGUCAGACCCCGUCUGGGUUCUGGGACUUCUGACACCAUCAACCUGUUGUCAAGGAAACGGACGGACUCUGUGACAUCGGACCACAGCGUGAAUAUGUCCUCUGAGGAACAGGGUCCAGUGGAGGAGUUGGAAGUAAAGACAAGUGCUUCAACUUGCAGCACAGAUUCAGAAACGGAUAAAAGUCAAGGUCCAGCCUGCGUGCAGACUCAGUCUAUUCAAGACAACGUUUUCGACCAGGACCAGCUGGAUGGGGCCAUUUUAUCUCGGCAAGAUCCUGUCAACGGCCUGCUCAAUGGCAGUGCCAAGGGAAAAAGGGACUUCCAGAGUCAAAAGAUGACGGUUAACAGCAAUCUGGCCUUCCUUCAUGGCAAAGCAAAGGAUUCUGUACCUGAGAAGAAAGAUGUUAUACUGGAACAGUUGAACCGCACUAACUCUGUUCGUGAUCGAAUGCGCAAGUUUACGGAAUCCAGCCAGAGCACAAAUGUUCCAGCUUUGAAGAAAACCCCUCUGAGGAACGUGACCACCUCUGGCAGCAGCCAAACAAAUUUCUUCAAAGCUACUGAGCUGUUUACACAUACAGCAGCAUCCCUUGCGCCUUCUGGAGACCGGCCAGCAAAGCCACGUGCAGACUCGGCAUCUUACACCUCUUCUGCAUCCCAAAGCCAUGCUACGCCUCAGUCAAGAGGUGUGGCUAACACAACUCUGUCCUUAGCCGACCAAUCGCAGAAUUCCAUGGGCGGGACGAAGCUUUCAGAUGAAAAAGAUGUGCACAACUCUUGUGAGUCAAAGGAAGACGAGACCCCAGGGAGAGCAGCUGGAACCAAGGUUUCUGAGGGAGAGGAAGACCCCGACAUGAAGACUUUUCUGACAAUUGAGAUCAAGGAUGGGCGCACCACCACCACCACCACAUCCACCUCAUCAAGAGGCAACGCAGUACCCAUCACCAACAUGACCCCACGCAUCGCCACCCUGGGGCAAAGGCCAGAGUUGACUCUCGGCCUUAGAGCGACUCCAUUUAAGAUCACCUCAUCUACCUUCUCCUCUGGAUCCUCCACCAAGAUGGAGACUGAGCCGAUUGUUGCCAAUGAGCCAGUGUUUUCAGCUGGAUCAUCUGUUCAGGUGGCGUGUCACGUCCCUGCCACCCCCAACGACUCCAACACUCAAGCCAAAUCCGUGGAGUGCUCUGGAAAACUGACCGCCGAAAAGCUCACUGCAAUCGAGGAUGAAGAGCUUCUAGAUAAAAUGCUUGAUGAAUCCAAAGAUUUUGAAGAGAGGAAGAUGAUCCGGGCAGCCAUGAGAGAUCUUCGCAAAAAAAAAAGAGAGGCCAUGCUGGGAUGUUCUCAAGAGGAAAUGGACCAGAGGGAAAAAGAACGUGAGACUCGUCUGCAGGAGCUACGACAGCAGAGAGAAGAGCGCGUGCAGAAAGUUCGUACCGGGCCCGGGGCGGGAGAGGUGACGAUAAGCAAGGUGGAGAAAACAGCAGAUGGUUCAACCCUCAGCCAAGUCACCAAGACGAAUCGCUUUACACAGUCUGAUGAUGGGAACAGAUCAACACGCAGCACACUUGUGGAGACCAGUUAUGUGCAGAAAACAGACAGAGGAACAGUCCAGGCACAAUCAUAUAGUUACUCCUCCUCCUCCUCCUCUAAUGCAAGCAGAAAAGUCGGAAGCGUGUUUGAUCGCGAGGACGACACGUCCACUCGAGGUGGCAGCAGUGCUAUGGACCGACGGCAGGCAGAGAGGCGCAAGGAACUAAUGAGAGCCCAAACCCUGCCGAAAACAUCUGCCAUGUCGGCUCGCAAAGCCAUGAUAGAGAAGCUGGAGAAGGAAGGAGGCCCUGGAAAUCAGGCAGUUGCCAAAGUAAACAAGGUCCAGCGCUCCACCAGCUUUGGUGUACCCAACGCAAACUCCAUCAAGCAGAUGCUGCUGGACUGGUGUCGAGCCAAGACACGCACGUAUGAGCAUGUGGAGAUCCAGAAUUUUUCUUCUAGCUGGAGCAACGGCAUGGCGUUCUGUGCCUUGGUGCACAGUUUCUUCCCUGAAGCCUUUGACUACGACUCCCUGAGCCCCAGCAACCGCAGGCAAAACUUCGAGGUGGCCUUUAGUGCUGCAGAGACCCACGUCAACUGCAUGCCUUUGUUGGAAGUGGAAGACAUGAUGAUCAUGGGUAAUAAACCAGACUCCAAAUGCGUCUUCACCUACGUACAGUCUCUGGUCAACCACCUGCGCAGAUACGAGCUGAAGAUGGGCCGCCUUUCUGACCUCUGACCAGUGGUCAGAGGACAUUCAGAGCGGAUGGGCGUUCCCUCCUCUAUUUUCAGCAGUCCUGACCCCUUCCCAAACUCUCCUCCACAACACUUUUUCCCCACCUCCACUCCAACAGGCUGAGUCAAUUAGUUGAACAUCUGUGAUGGACAAGCUUGUGUGUUUGUGUGUGUGUGUCUUUUUCAGUUUUAUCAUAUUUGUUGGCAGUGGCGAUGCAUAUUCAUGAUUUAAGUUUCCUCUAGAAACUGAUUUUGUCGAUAAAAUCUUUUUUUCCAACAAAAGAGGGCUAAGUUUAAAAAAAGACCUUUUCAGGUUUAUUGAAACUUUUGGAACUUGACCCACUUCAAGCAGCUUCAUAACAGCUUUAAUGUGUGGAGUUGUUACUGUAUUCGUCUACAAACAGAAUUGGGUGGGGGGCUGGGGGGAGGGGUCUUUUUUUGUUAUUUCCGCUUUUAAAGUAUUUAUACUGACAUUUCUCUGCUGUGCUUCUGUAAUUUUUUUUUGUAAUUUUAUGAGCACUUCUGUUGGUAAAUCCAUGUGAAAGGAAAAUUUAACCCUAACAUAUGCAUCAUUUGCUAUUUUGGUACUUUUUCCAUAUUUACUCAAACUCUUUUUGCUCAAAGUUUUUUAAUUUAUUGUCAUUUUUUUAAGUUAAGCAGCAGAUAUGUAAACGGUCUGGUCACGUCACACCUCUGCAUCGCCCUGCCACACACACUUACACACAGCUCUUUAUUAAUGCUCCAGUAGUUUUUUUUUAAGACAAUUUUUUGUUAUUUUAGUGUGUACAUUUAUGCUUUAAAGUGUUGUGUAAAGUAAGUUGAUAAGCUGAAACUGCCACAGCAUUUUGUGAAGCAAAUUGGACUCGCUUUCCAUUUGAAAGCCGGCUUUCAGUAAAAACAUGCGCGAACGAUGCUGAGGCGUGAAAAUUGUAUAUUUAUCGAUAUUAAGCUAAGAAAAGGUUGUAAGUCAAGAUUUUUAUUUCACAUGUAAAACUCAGAUUCCCUUGGAGAGGAUUCUCAAAGUUGGCUUCAGAGAAUAUUUUGAUGAAACUUAUUUCUAAAAGCUUUGUUUUGGUGGAUUUUUGAGAAUUUAUUUUAUAAGUACCCACUUUCUGGUAACUGAAAAAAAGAAAAGGGGGAAAAAAAACCUCCACAAUGCAGUGAGUGUGUAUGAGCCAGUGUGUGUAUAUAAGAGCAUAAACACGGUAUUAUUUCAUGUUUCUGUGCACCACAGCUAAAUGUGAAUUAACAAUUAAACCAAUAUGAGAAAUGAA
This is a messenger RNA of Cololabis saira (Pacific saury), 4780 nucleotides long. It is a transcript of the gene smtnb, whose product is annotated as smoothelin b. The record is from RefSeq and is a predicted model, not a curated record. The coding region runs from base 322 to 3510 and encodes 1062 amino acids. Gene Ontology annotation, molecular function: protein binding. Gene Ontology annotation, cellular component: filamentous actin; microtubule organizing center. The transcript is spliced from 20 exons. Gene Ontology annotation, biological process: actin cytoskeleton organization. Lineage: Eukaryota; Metazoa; Chordata; Actinopteri; Beloniformes; Belonidae.